AUGUGCUCCUCCGUUCCCUACUCACAGUUUGUGAGUUCCACCUGCGGAAUAUGUCGCGACUAUGAUUUUCCAUUGGAAAGGAGAUUCAAGAACAGAGACACAUGCAAUCAUACUUUCUGUAAUGAUUGCAUUAUCAAGUAUAUCCGAGUCAUGGUGGAAGAAAACAACGUGACAUCGCUCAAAUGUCCUCGUCUAUUAUGCGAUUUUUACUUGGACCCACUUUCUUGUCGUUCAAUCCUCCCUGUUAAACUUUUCGAAAGAUGGUGCGACCUCUUAUGUGAGGAUUUCAUCUUGGGGUUCGAUAAUUGUUAUUGUCCUAAUCUAAAGUGUUAUGCAUUGAUCAUAAAGGAAUGCAUAUGGGAUGUGAAUAGAUCUAUUUGUCCUAAUUGUAAGCAAGCGUUCUGUUUUAAAUGCAAAAUAUCAUGGCAUAAGGGUUUUUCGUGUGAACAAAAUAGAUUGAUUAGGAAUUCAAACGAAACUGCCUUUUAUGUUCUUGCGAAAAGAAAAAACUGGAAGCAAUGCCCUGGAUGCAUGCAUUAUGUGGAGCAUGACCAAGAUGUGGGAUUCGGUUCUGUUAUAACUGCGGAUUCAAGAAUUGCAGAUGCAACAUCAAGAACACCCUGA
Molecule: messenger RNA, 624 nt
Organism: Impatiens glandulifera
Lineage: Eukaryota; Viridiplantae; Streptophyta; Magnoliopsida; Ericales; Balsaminaceae
Product: E3 ubiquitin-protein ligase RSL1-like
Exons: 2
Coding region: 1-624 (207 amino acids)
Biological process (GO): protein polyubiquitination; ubiquitin-dependent protein catabolic process; positive regulation of proteasomal ubiquitin-dependent protein catabolic process
Cellular component (GO): ubiquitin ligase complex; cytoplasm
Molecular function (GO): ubiquitin protein ligase activity; ubiquitin conjugating enzyme binding; zinc ion binding
Source: RefSeq, a predicted model, not a curated record